Rotaria sp. Silwood1 is the source of this 2187-nucleotide messenger RNA. Lineage: Eukaryota; Metazoa; Rotifera; Eurotatoria; Philodinida; Philodinidae. The record is from the annotation of a GenBank genome assembly.
AUGUCAAAAACUAUAAAUGGAAGAACUCGAAUGAAUUCAGCAAGAAAAGCUUAUAUUGAACAAACACCUUAUAAUCAACAUCAACAAAAGAAAUCUUUUACACGCUUACAUUCAUAUGAUGAUACUAAUGUUGCUUAUCAAGGUUCGCCUGAAUAUUUAAAACAAUUAAUGAAUACAUCAACAUUAUCAAAUGGAUAUUCAUCUAGAAGUAUAACACGUACACAAAGUGCUAGUGACUUGACAUCACUUAAUAAUUUCAAUCGACCAUCUAGUGGAAAUCCAAAAUAUAAAACACAAGAAGAAUAUUAUGAUGAAAUUCAAUUUUUAAAAAAAGAAUUAAAAUAUACAAAAGAUGAUAAUAAUAAUUUACGUGCUAGAGUUCGACGUUUAGAAGAAGAUAAUGUACGCAAACGUAAAGAAAUUGAUAAUUUUUAUGAUACAAAUAAGGAUGGUGAUAUACGACGAACAUUAGCUAGUUCUUCUAAUUCAACUGCUAAUGUUGUUAUGAAUUUAAAACAACGUCUAUUUAAAUUAGAAUCACAACUGAAACAAAAAGAAAUGACACUUGAUGAAAUGAAAAGUGAUCCACGUUGGACAAAAGGUACAGAAUUAGAAAUACAAAAUCGUGCUUUAUUUAAUGAACUUGAAAAACAAAAAUUAGAAAAAUUAAACUUAAUACAACAUGAUUAUAUGGCUUCAAUUGAUGAAGAGAAAAAAAAUGCUGUACGAAAAUUAGAAGGUGAAAAAAGAGAUUUAAAAAUGGAAAAUGAUAAUUUAAAAAAAAAACUAAAUGAAAUGGAAAAAUUAGAACAUGAUCAACAAUUAUCAUAUCGUCAACGUGACAGUAGUACUGAUAGAGAUUUACGUGGAAAAAUUGAAGACUUGAAGGAAACAUGUAGAAAUUAUCGAAAUGAACUUGAACAAAUGAAAAAUGAAAUUAAACAAAUGCGACAGGAACGUGAUAAAUAUCGUGAUAAAUUAGAUACUGUCAAUGAAGAUCUUGAAGAAAUGAAACGUGAACGUGAUCAAUAUCGUAAAAAAUUCGAACGAGCUAGUAAUGAUUUAGAAGAAAUGCGAUCCGAUCAUUAUCGACAAAUCAAAUCAAAUCAAACGGAUCGUUCAUCAACAACUAUUACUUCACGUCGAGAAUCAAGUUCAUCUGAAGAGCCUACUAAAAAAGGUUCAAGAUCAAGUACACCUCUACAAAAAUCUAAAGAACAUAUUGGUUCACGUUCAUCACCAACUAAAUUUGAUCGUAAUACACCAUCACCAUCGAUGACAAGAAAAACAGGAUAUCGAAAUUUUCGUCGUGAUGAUUGGAAUAGUGAUGAUGAAAAUCGUCUUAAAAAUUUUCGAGAAAAACAUGCAGCAACUGUGAUUCAACGAGGUUGGCGUGAGCAUAAUAAAUCACAUAAAAGUUCAUUUUCAUCUAAAACAAGACAAGACACUUUUGACAAAAAAUCAUUAGAAACACAAUCGCCACGAGCCAGUCAACAAAAAUUAGGUUCAAAAAUAGAUGAUCUUGAUAGUAGUGAUAUUAAAAAUCGACUUACAGCAGCUAAUAUGUCCAAUGAAUCUGCUUUAAAACUUGUGCAAGCAUCAUUACGUGGAUAUCUCAAUCGAAAUGAAAUAGAUAAAACUUCUCGAACAGAAAAAUUACAGCGUAUUGAAAGUGAUGAUGAUGAUAAUGAUGGUAUUAUUGAAAAACCAUCAAAACAAUUUGGAUCACAAUAUGAAAGUGACAAAAAACGAGAGAAUUUUUACCAACAUUCAAAACAAAAUUUUGCGGAUAGUAGUGGUUUAUAUAAUGAUAAAAUUGGAUCUAAUAAUCGUUUACAAACAAAUAAUCGAGAUUUACCUUCAAACUUUCGCCGACCUUUCUCACCAUCUCUUGAUAAUUAUCGACCAUCAUCACCAUAUAUUAGUAGUGGAAGUGGUUCUAAACAAUUUCUUCCUAAUGAUCGAAAUAAAUUUGGAUUUGACAAUCGUGAACCAUUUUCGAAAUUCCAACAACCAUCUUCGCCUUCAAAUGAUCAUCGAUCAUCUCGACACAUAUCACCGGAAGAUACACGACCAUCAUCUCGUCAAAGUAACAUAUCAUCAAGAAAAAGUCCAACACAUUCAAAACAAUCACUAAAAACUACCUAUAAUAAGAAUGAUAACGAUGGCAAUGUUUCAGAUUUCUAA